Messenger RNA from Magallana angulata, 2490 nucleotides. RefSeq names its product tripartite motif-containing protein 3-like. The record is from RefSeq and is a predicted model, not a curated record. Gene Ontology annotation, biological process: positive regulation of DNA-templated transcription. NCBI's taxonomy places the organism in Eukaryota, Metazoa, Mollusca, Bivalvia, Ostreida, Ostreidae. The transcript is spliced from 2 exons. Gene Ontology annotation, cellular component: chromatin; nucleoplasm. The coding region runs from base 137 to 1801 and encodes 554 amino acids. Gene Ontology annotation, molecular function: ubiquitin-protein transferase activity; zinc ion binding.
UGGUAACGCUAGACCAGGAAGUAAAAAUACAAAGUUCGUCAUGUUAAAUAGUACAGAUUUAUAAUUUGUUCACGAAGAGUGGUGGUGCACAACAAGUAAAUUCUGUUAAUGAAAAAUUCCAUCAAGUUCCUUGAGCAUGGACCCCCGACGUAGUGCCCAGGAUGUGUUACGGUGUGAUCUCUGUGAGACCCCAGUCCCCCCUCCAGAAUGUAUGUGUUGUGACAUUUGUGACAACUAUCUGUGUAGCCCAUGUGUAGGUAAGCAUCUCUCAGAUAUAUCCAAAGAACACAAAGUGGUGCCAUUUGAAAAGCGAGGUUCAACUACGAAAUGUCAAAACCAUUCCUCAAAAAUAUGUGAACUUUUCUGUAAACAAUGCGACAUUCCUAUUUGUGUAAAGUGUGCUUCUUCUAAAGAACACAUAAGUCAUGAAUUUAUUGAAAUUGUUGAAACACUAGAACACCAAAAAGAAAUCAUACUCAAUGAUUUGCAAGAACUGGAAAAAUCUGUCUAUCCUAAAUAUCAAGAGAUUGCAUCUAUCAUCCCAGUUAUGAAAGCUGAUCUGAAUGAAAACUCCAAGAAACUAAUAAAAGCUAUUGACAAACAUGGAGAAGACUUGCACAGAGAAAUAGACACCAUAAUCAAGAAACUGAAAUCAGAUCUUGAUGAAAUGGACUCCAAUUAUCUGACUGUACUAAAUAAACAGGAAAAUGAAAUCACCCGCAAUAUUUCUAAAAUCAAACAGAGCAUUGCUGAUCUGAAGAAGUUACUAAACUCAAAUGAUGUCAGUAUCAUCUCUGCGUAUAAAUCCAGGAAUGCUGAAUUUAGAAGAUUGCCUCCUAAACUCACAGCUACCUUACCAAAAUUUACCCCUGAGAAAAUAAACAAAGAACAGCUUAAUGAACAGUUUGGUUCUCUGUCAGCGUUAUCUAUCAAAACAGACAAACAUGGAUACACAACGGAUUCUCCGGCUGCUGAGUCCUCUUCCCCGAACAGACAGUUCAUUAAUGAACCACGGGUCAUCACAGAUAUAAAUACUGAUAUAAGAGCUGGUUUACGCCAUGUGUCCUGUCAGAUUGAUGACGAGAUUUGGGCGUGUGGUGAUGACAAAAUGAUGAGACUCUACAACUUGCAAGGCAAACUAGUGAAUUCAGUCCAAACCAAGUCAGGGAACAAUCCACGAGACAUAGCAGUGGCAAGGAGUGGGGAUCUAGUUUAUACAGAUAAAGAUGAUAGAACUGUAAACAUAAUAAAGAAUACACAGAUACAGACAGUGAUCAGACUACAGGGGUGGAGACCUUUCGGUGUCUGUAGUACCUCCUCUGGUGACCUCCUGGUUGUCGUUAUCAGUGAUAAUAAUAAACAAACAAAAGUUGUGCGUUACAUUGGCUCCAUGGAGAAACAAAGUAUUCAAUACAAUGACAAAGGACAGCCUCUCUAUUCAACACAUACCCUAAAAUACAUCUGUGAAAACAGAAACCUAGAUAUCUGUGUGUCAGACUAUUGGGCCCAUGCAGUAGUGGUGGUCAACCAGGCCGGGAAACUUCGCUUUACCUACACUGGUAAUAGCUCUAGUGCUACCUUGGGAUAUCCACGCCACAUCACUACAGACAGCCAGAGUCGCAUCUUAAUAGCAGGCAGCAACAACUGCAUCCACAUCCUGGACCAGGAUGGCCAGUUCCUCCGCUCCAUUGACAACUGUCAAUUACAGACUUUGUGGGGUUUAUGUGUGGACUCCAGGGACAACCUCUUUGUGGCCGAACUUUACACAGGCAAUGUAAAGAAAAUACCAUAUUACAAAUAAAAAUGUGUUAAUGUCAACAUAACUACUUUGAGACUAAUCAUAAAUGUGAUGAUUAAAUAAGCCUUAAUUUGUAAAUAUAUUCUUGUAUAACAGAUGUAAACAAACUGAGUGUAUUUAAACAAUAAAAUGCUUUCUUUGGUGAUUCAUUCGGGAUAUGAAGGUAGCGACAUUGCAGAAAAAUACAUGACCCGCGUUAACGGGUCAUGUAAUUUUUUUCUGCAAUGAUCGAUACCCUCAUUACCCGCAUGAAUCAUCAAAGAAAGCGUUUUAUUAAUUAUAUUAACAUCUUUCUUUUUUAAUUAAUAAAUUGAUUAUGAAAAGUUAGAAAAGUUCACUAAAUUACUGUAAAUGUACAUAAGUACGUUAGCUAAAAGAAACAGCCAAAUCGUCUCCUGUGAGACUUUGAGUCUGAUAUCAUCAUGAUUAUUUUGUGCAGUCCGUGAUUUUUCUUAGGUUGCUGGUGGCUUCGACCAAUCGAUAAACAGGACGUGUCUAUUUUAUUCCUGUCACUUUCUUGUCAGUUUCAGCAGCAGUAGAUUUCGACCAAUCGAUAAACGGGGCAUAUAGAUUUCAGUCUGGCUGUUUCUAUAGAGCUAUGAAUUAACUAUAUGUUUCUGUAAGAAAUAGAGGAAAUAAUACUUUAGUAAGUAGAUGUUAAUAUAUUCAUAUAACCACUGUCGUGUAUCCGC